Molecule: messenger RNA, 1254 nt
Organism: Oreochromis niloticus (Nile tilapia)
Lineage: Eukaryota; Metazoa; Chordata; Actinopteri; Cichliformes; Cichlidae
Product: butyrophilin-like protein 2
Exons: 4
Coding region: 106-837 (243 amino acids)
Biological process (GO): negative regulation of T cell proliferation; cellular response to lipopolysaccharide; positive regulation of T cell proliferation
Cellular component (GO): external side of plasma membrane
Source: RefSeq, a predicted model, not a curated record
GUAAACUGGUGUUUGUGCUUCAGUCUCUGGAAGUGUUUGCAGUGUGCUGCUUUAUGUGUCUGCAGUCUGACUGAGGAUCAGAUCUAACUGGAUUUUGACUGCAGGAUGAAGAUUCUGCUGCUCCUCUUACUCAUUCAUGAGGUGGAGGUGGGUUCAGGUGUGGAGUUUGCCAAUCUGCCCUGCAAAGCCACAGUUCACCUGUCUAAGAUAAAUAAGAUUGUGUGGAAGGACAGAGAUGGCAGGAACGUCCAUGUGUAUCAGAAAGACUCUAAGCAGCCUGAAAAACCGCACAGACGUUACAGGAACCGAACAGAAAUGAUUGAAGACCUGCUGAAGACUGGAGACCUCAGUCUGACCCUGACAUACCCCACAGAAACUGACACAGACACCUACACCUACACCGUCUACGACAGGAAGGAAAAAGUCCUUAUGGAGAAAAAAGUGGAGCUGAAAGUCAGAGACUGUCAGGUAGAAGUGAAGGAGGGGGCGGAGUCUGUCCUGCUGCCCUUUCAAACCACAGCAAACCUGCCUAGAGACACUGAAGUGGUGUGGAAACGUCAUGAACCCGAAUACAUGAAGGUCCACGUGUAUGAGAAUGGCUGUGACCAUCCUGACAAACAGGACAACCAUUACAAAGGUCGCACUAAGAUGAAGAAAGACCUGCUGACCACCGGAGACCUCAGUCUGACCCUGCAACACCCCACGGAGGGUGACAGUGGGAGAUACGGCUGUGAGGUCAACAACAAGGACGCCUGGAGAUACAAGAGGGUGUGGCUCACAGUCACAGGGAAUAAUCAGGCCAAGAAACAAACACAACAUCAGGAUCAGCUCCAAUGAUCAAUCAGUUUGAUGUGUUUGUUUGGUUAUUAAUCUGAUUUCAGUGAAGGACAUCAUGAAUAGACAGUGGAUGAAGGGUUGAAGAUGCUGUCAGCUGAUACUUUGUUUGCCCUUUGUUCGGCUGUAUUAUUCUCAGUGAGGUCAACAUUGUGUCCUCAUAUUUGUCUGUUCUCAGUAUGAUUAGACUUGUGAAGGCUAAAAUGGGUCACUUUACUGUUGAUUAUGUUUAUUUGUUUGAUGAUGUUUAUUGUUUAUUGUUUCAGUAACAUGAACAAAGUACCGUGCAAGGAAUAAUCAAUAUCAUCUGCAUUUGAUGUGAAAGACGGUGAAGCACAAUUUACACAUUUGUUCAAUGAACAUUUUAUAUAGACUAAUGUACACAAGAGUUUAUCAAAUAAAGAGUAUUUAUACAUGCAU